GGCUGCCAUGAAGGAGACUUGCAGCUCCGUUGACUUUUGAAGGAACAUCUCCAGGCUGCCAUCCCUCCAAAGAACCAGCAGAGCACAGAACCAAUCCACCCUCCAGCUCCGAGAGAACUUAUCUCGCUCACCAUGCAUUUGUAAAUAAAAAGGAUUUGUCCAUCAGGAGGCAAGGGGAAAACACUUAUCUCUUCUUUUCGGGAGCUUGUUGCGCGUCGGGAGAUGUUUGCGCCCGCAGGGAAGCGCUGCUUCACCAUCGAGUCCCUGGUGGCCAAGGAGAACCCGCUGGCCGACGAACCCAUCCGGCCCACGGCCCUCACGUACUCCAACCCGGCCGCGGACGCCUUGAUGGGCGGCUACCAGGCUCCGGCGGCGCGCUCCCUCUACCAGAGCCCGGAGUUGGUGUUCCCGGACUCGGUGAACCACCCCUCCCUUGCCGUGGGCCCCCACCAGCACCUCCAGCACCACCCUCACUUCUUCGGGACUCAGCACCGAGACCCGCUCAACUUUUACCCGUGGGUCCUCAGGAACCGCUUUUUUGGACACAGGUUUCAGGGUCACGACGUGUCCCAGGACAGUUUGCUGCUGCACGGCCCGUUCGCCCGGAAACCCAAACGGAUCCGGACCGCCUUCUCCCCGUCUCAGCUGCUGCGUCUGGAGCGGGCCUUCGAGAAGAACCACUACGUGGUCGGCGCCGAGAGGAAGCAGUUAGCCGGAAGCCUGAGCCUGUCCGAGACGCAGGUGAAGGUGUGGUUCCAGAACAGACGGACCAAGUACAAGCGGCAAAAGCUGGAGGAGGAGGGCCCGGACAGCCAGCAGAAGAAGAAGGGCAACCACCACAUCAACAGGUGGCGCAUGGCCACCAAGCAGAGCAACUCGGAGGACAUUGACGUCACCUCCGAGGACUAAAAAAAAAAAGAAGAAACAUCCCCGCCUCUGACACUGCUGCCUCACACAUCAACAAAUGAGGACCAAAACUAUUUAUUAUGUCAUAUUAUUAAGUAUAAGUAGACGUAUUAGAGGACUUGAACAUGGGAGCAAAGAGACUGCACGGACCAGGACACAAACCUUCCAUUGUUUGUGUUUUCAUGUUGUACAAAAGGCCACAAUUCAACAUUUGCUUCAUUAAAGCCGCUGUAGCACACGUGUAAACAUCAUCCGCAUUCAUUUAGUUUUCUCCUGCGGCGCCGGGACCCCGACUGGGAUGGGAGGACUGAACUGACAAUUGUCAUGAUGAGGCGAUUGGUGGACACAACAUAACCGAACCUGGCAAAAUGACCUGGAUCUUGGCAGCAAUGUCUUUCUUAUUCCGUAUUUCUGCACCCUGUGUAGAAGAACUCACUGGACAAUUCAUUAGGUCCACAAUCUAAUGAGAGCCAGUACAAGCUCUGUACCAAAACCCAUUAUACAUUUUAACUAUAAUAGUUUGGUUAUCAUAUGUAUACAGUAGGGUGCAUCAAAAAACACAAUGAUUGAAUUUUGAUAUGGCUGGGUACUAAAAGUGUUCCAAUAUAUGUAGAAACAACACAUACAAAAUAGUUUUCCAAUACAUGAUUAUUUAGGGGUGCCACCAUAAUAAAGUGGUUGAACAGUUCAAUGGUCGCAUGGAGAUUUGAGGUCAGCAAAGACUGCAGCUCAAGAACUCUCAGGUGAUCUUUAUGUUUUUGUUGGUAUUUAU
This is a messenger RNA of Doryrhamphus excisus (bluestripe pipefish), 1678 nucleotides long. It is a transcript of the gene emx1, whose product is annotated as empty spiracles homeobox 1. Gene Ontology annotation, molecular function: RNA polymerase II cis-regulatory region sequence-specific DNA binding; DNA-binding transcription factor activity, RNA polymerase II-specific. NCBI's taxonomy places the organism in Eukaryota, Metazoa, Chordata, Actinopteri, Syngnathiformes, Syngnathidae. Gene Ontology annotation, biological process: regulation of transcription by RNA polymerase II; neuron differentiation; central nervous system development. Gene Ontology annotation, cellular component: nucleus. The record is from RefSeq and is a predicted model, not a curated record.